AUGUCGUCGAACUUGAAGCCUUUGCUGCUACCGCAGCUGGUGGAGGAACGCAAGAAGCUCGAGGUCCACCACCACACGUGCUCAGAAGAAGAGCUCGCCUACACCUACCAUACCACCAAUUCCUCUUCCUCGGACAUCGCGACGCCUCUCACGCCUACCUUUUCCUCAAGGGGACACUACCGCACCUCCAGCUCAACUUCAUCCAUCGACCUAGCCUACCUACAAUGCCUCGAGAGCCCUGCAUCGCCGGUACCAUCACAAGCACCGAAGCAGACCGGUGCACGACCACUGCCCGAUGUGAAGGAGGAGCCAUUCGAGAGAGAGGACGUUAUGGGUGAUUUCAAUGACAGCUUUGGAUUAUACAGCUGUCUCUGCGACGAACCAUGCGAGCAUCGCAGCAGCUCUGAACACACCUUUCCUGGCGACAUUGUCACUGACUACGAGUUCGAUCACGAUUGGGAUUGCCUCAGUGACGGUGCAUUAUCAGUAAACCUAUCGAGCAACUCAAAGAGCCGAAGCGGCACUGAGCUGCCCUUUAUUGGACUUACAUCUCGCCUCAGCUCUAAGUUGCAGUCGCAGAAUCGGUGGACACUGAACAAGAGAGGGACGCUACGAUCGGCUGCCACAACCGAGAUCAGCCUUGAGACUGCCCUGUCAAGAGCGACAUCGAGCCGAUCUUCUUCGAUUUCUUCUCCCCGCCCUCAAAUGUCAGACCGUCUCCAAGACUUGCCCAAGCUGACGACUUAUCCUGGAUCUUGCUACGAGAGCCGAGAGAGCCUCGUUGGCGAGUCUGCCCGAUACGAAGAGGAGGAAGAUGAGGAGCUGGAUCAACGGCUUACGCUUGAGCGUGAUCGCGCAAAGGCGACAACCCCCCUCCUCCCACCACUACUCAAUGGACCCUUCGCAUCCCCUCCUAAGGAAUCUCCUUUACAAUCACCUACAAUUGCUCCUUCAACCUUCUCACCUGAGAUUCACUCACCACCCUCAUGCACCACCAACUUCUCACGACCCUCGCUCAGCGCAAAGCCUUCAGUCACAUCUUUGCGACUUCUCCCAGUCGAGACACCUGCUACUCUACCUGCCCUGUUGCAGGAGUAUGAUGAGUGGUCAGAUAGAUUGGGUCACGCAAACUUUACCAUUAACCCCAAGCCUUAUGAGCUGGAGCUUGUGGAUAGCGAUACCUUGACGCAAUUCCGCAAGGAUUGGGACGCUGCUCGAGUCAACUACACAAAACACAUCGUCCGCACCGGUGAGAACUACGGGGAGACGAGCACUAUUUACGGCCUUACAGAGCGCAAAUGGGCCGAGAUCGAGUCGCAAUGGCGGACGACCUACGAGGCUGCCAUGAAGCAGUUCAUGGGACCAACCCCAGGACACCGCGCGAACCGGUCCUCAACCUCAGCUAGGAGCCGAAGCCGGGGCCGAACUAGGGGAAGAGGUCGAUCUGACAGCGCAGGGGCUGUCCUCUGGGGCCGUCCUGCUCAGGAUGACCUUUUCGCAGAGGCUGAGUGGCGCCGCGUCGAGGACGGCCUUUCCAGCGCCAUUCCGCAUAUGAUGGAUGGCGACGGCAAGUUCCCUGCACGAGGCGACGAAGACAUUGUGGGCCCCAUGCACCGCGCCGAGCCCAUGUCUCGCGCGCACAGCGAAGAAAAAUACGGCGCCAGAUUCUGGAAGAACCUGGCUGGAAGGGUCGGCCUGCGCAAGUAA
This is a messenger RNA of Clonostachys rhizophaga, 1707 nucleotides long. Lineage: Eukaryota; Fungi; Ascomycota; Sordariomycetes; Hypocreales; Bionectriaceae. The record is from the annotation of a GenBank genome assembly.